AUGCCAUCUGCCAUCGUAUCCUCAUCCAUCGUUCGUGACUCUCCGCCACACAAGUCCAAGAAACUCGCUGGUCGCCGAGCACUCGGCCGACGUGCCCGAGGACGGAACGGACAGCUGUCAGACGACGAGAUCGAGCGGGCCGCUCAGACCGACUCUGACACUGAGAGUGACAGCUCGUCGCUCGAGUCGGCGUCGGACAGCGAGACCGAGCCUGCCAGCGAGGAUGCGCCGCCUGCACCGGCACCUGCCGUGCUGGCCGGCCCGGUGGACUGGGCAGACGAGGUCGGCGCAGGCGACGAGGAGCUGCCCGUGCUCGACUUUGCAGACAUGGAUCGUGCCGCACGGUCGGCAACCCAGCCUAAGCGCCCGCAGCCACGCAAGGCAGUCAAGCAGCAGGCGCCGGCUAUGACGCGGACCGUGUCGGCCCCUGCGACCACACGCUCGCCAGCACCUCCUGCUCCUGAGCUGUCACCAGCACCGGAAGAAGCCGAGCAGGUGGAGGAGACCGGCCAGGAGUCUCAAUCGACGGCCGAUCGUAGGCUACCCGGUGUGACCGCUCGUCAGGCGUACCAAGAAAAGCUUGAGAGUGACCCCGCUUUCAUCCCUCGUGUCGGCGGAUUUUGGGGCCACGAUGACCGUUUACUCGACAAGGAUCUACGCAGCCUGAGCAACUGGUGGCGCGGUCGCUGGCAGGGCAACCCCAGGGGCCGUGGCGGAUUCCGAGGGCGGGGCGGCUUCUUCGGUAAUGGGCACCAAUACGAAGAUGGCACCCAAGAAGAGGAAUUGCCGCCCAUCGAGCGCCAAUGGACGCACGACGGCUUCGAAGAGAUGAAGCGUCGCGACGAGCAGCGCAAUCAGACUCGUGGCGGCUUCCGUGGCGGCAGAGGCGGCUUCGUUGGCGCUCGCGGCGGGCGAGGUGGGUUUACCUCGCGUGGCGGUAGCAUGGCAGGCGCCCACCAAGGCCGCCAGGCACCUUCAUCUUCACCCGAAGACAAGGGACCGUGGUAUAAACAGAAGCCGGAGCGCAUGUGGACUAAGAACCAGGAAAGCGUGUUGUACUCGGAUCCCGCUCUCAAGCCUCGUGCGGGCCAGGGUCCUGCUUUCCGCGUAAAGCUCUCUGGAAAGGACACGCUUGAGAUCGUGCGCACUCCUCCAACCGCCAUGCCACCCAUCACUUCUGCGCCCGAUCCAUCUUCCGCAUCCAGUAGCGCUGGCGGUCCCGUUCCGGUCGUGCGACUUCCUCGCAUGGCUAAGCGCGCGGCUGACAAAGCAGAGCCUGCACCCGCUGUUUCGCCUGUUGUACCUGCUAUCUCGCCUCAGCCGACCAUCGACAGCUCGAACGAUGAAGCCUUCAGGAUUACGCAGCCACCACCGCCGACUGUCAUUCCUAUGCCCGACAACAUGCCACCACCAGGCCUGCCACCGCCAGGCUUGGCGCCGCUCGAUAUGCCACCACCACCAGAUGCCUCAGCUGCCGCACCUCCAGCCGAUAGCGCUCUGUGGAAUCCCUCCGUACCCGCUCCAGCGCCUAUGCCUGAGCAACCUGUAACCGGCGCCGACCAACAACAGCCGAUGUACGGUCAGCCGCCAAUGCCCGUGCCCUCGCCCACUUAUCCACCAUACGGCUACGCACCACAGCUGCCACCAGGCAUUGCGCUUUCGCCGCAGGGAUUCCCCUACGAAGUUGCAACCGGUCGCGCAGUGUACCUCCCGCCACCACCUCAGCCGAUGUACGCUCCUCCGCCAUUCGUACCCGGGCACAUGCACCACCCGUCGUAUGGGCAUGCGCACCACCCAAGCCACGGCCACAGUCACUCAAUGAGCAUGGGUGGCAUCCCCGCUCCUGGAACGCCUACGCUUCAGGAUAUCUUUACGCCCGCUCGACCGCGCGGACGUAUCGAAAUUCGCAAGCCGGAUGGCUCUUCUGCUUCUACCGCUGCACCCGCGCCCGCUUCAGCGCCCGCAUCCGAGCCUCAGCCCGACGCUGCAACAUCGCCCGAGUCCGAGCAGCCUCAGCCUCAGGAGCAAGCCGCAGGUCCGCGCGAGUUCUUCCCGCCCGGCAGUGAAGAGCCCAGCACGAUGGCCACGCAAGCUGGUGGCAUGGUGUUCUACCAUCAUCCUCAGCCUCAGCCGUACUACUACCCUCCACCGCACGAGUACGCACAGCAGGCGAUGUACCCGCAUCCAGGGAUGGAGUAUGGCGGGUAUGCGCCGCCGCCUCACGGACCGCAGGGAACUGUGUACUAUUAG
Peniophora sp. CBMAI 1063 is the source of this 2250-nucleotide messenger RNA. The record is from the annotation of a GenBank genome assembly. Lineage: Eukaryota; Fungi; Basidiomycota; Agaricomycetes; Russulales; Peniophoraceae.